Messenger RNA from Salvelinus fontinalis (brook trout), 9364 nucleotides. RefSeq names its product hyperpolarization activated cyclic nucleotide-gated potassium channel 4 (gene hcn4). Gene Ontology annotation, cellular component: membrane. Bases 329 to 4351 code for a protein of 1340 amino acids. The record is from RefSeq and is a predicted model, not a curated record. Gene Ontology annotation, biological process: potassium ion transport; transmembrane transport. The transcript is spliced from 8 exons. Gene Ontology annotation, molecular function: voltage-gated potassium channel activity. NCBI's taxonomy places the organism in Eukaryota, Metazoa, Chordata, Actinopteri, Salmoniformes, Salmonidae.
GCCCCACUUGGUCCGCACACGGUUGGAGCGUACGUGCCUACCAGGAGUGUUGUGGUGAAGCGGACUGUCAAAGCAGCGAGAGAAGGCAUAUCUAAACUGUCAGGUAAUGAUCGAGAUAGCCUCUUCCUGUAUUUGCACCAGAAGAGCCACAGCCGUCCGUGUCAUGUGUAUCAGUGUAAUGCUUUCCGGGUUUGAGAUUAGCUCCAGACUGGUCGCUCUCACUCACAGAUAGGGAGCUGUGUGGUUCGUGGCAAUACUUCUCAACAAUAACCAUCCUAUUCUGGACAUCUAUUGCAUUUGAAAUUGUUCGUUCCGUUUCAAUGUCAUAAUGGACAGGUUGCACUCCUCCAUGCGUAAAAGGCUCUACAGUUUGCCACAGCAUAUUGGACAGAAAGCUUCUAUUAUGGGCGAAGGAGAAGACGGCGACAAGGACACCCGGAGGAAGAGUAUUAGGUUGAAACCCUUGCCGUCACCAACCUCCAGAGGAAGCUUCAAAGGCAUCGGGGAGACCAGAAGUGGGGACACAGUGAUCAUGGAGACGGACAUUGGGAGACCAACGAAGACCAGUUUAAACGGAGAUUGUCGGAGAUUUCGUGGCAGUCUCUCCUCCAUCACCAGUCGGCAUGUGCACGACUCAGACUCGGCGGAGGAGAGGCACCUUAUCACAGAGGGGGACGUCACCCCGAGCGAGGAGAGCCCUCCCGGAGCUAUUGGCGGUGGGGCGGACCAAGGUGCGCAAGGCGCCAGCGGUGGUGAUGCUGGUGGUGCCCAACAUGCUUCUCUUGACCAGGAAUCAGGGUUCAUAAAGUUGGAUGGCAUUGAUCAAAUUUCGCCGGACGACGAGAGAUUGUACCAGGCAGGAUUCAUACACAGGCAGUUUGGGGCAAUGCUGCAACCGGGGGUCAACAAGUUCUCCCUAAGGAUGUUUGGGAGCGAAAAGGCAGUGGAACGGGAACAGGAGCGGGUUAAAUCCGCCGGAUUUUGGAUAAUUCAUCCUUACAGUGAUUUCAGGUUCUACUGGGACCUGACCAUGCUGCUGCUGAUGGUGGGGAACCUGAUCGUCAUCCCGGUGGGCAUCACCUUCUUCAAAGACGAACACACCCCCCCCUGGAUCAUCUUCAACGUGAUCUCAGACACCUUCUUCCUCAUGGACCUGGUGCUCAACUUCCGCACUGGCAUCGUCAAGGAGGAUAACACCGAGAUCAUCCUGGACCCACAACAGAUCAAGAUCAAGUACCUGAGGAGCUGGUUCGUGGUGGACUUCAUCUCCUCCAUACCUGUGGACUACAUCUUCCUCAUCGUGGAGACGCGCAUCGACUCAGACUUCUACAAGACGGCCCGGGCGCUGAGGAUCGUCCGCUUCACCAAGAUCCUCAGCCUGCUCAGACUGCUCAGGCUGUCCAGGCUCAUCAGAUACAUCCACCAGUGGGAGGAGAUCUUCCAUAUGACCUAUGACCUGGCCAGUGCCAUGGUGCGUAUCGUCAACCUGAUUGGUAUGAUGCUGCUGCUAUGCCACUGGGACGGAUGUCUGCAGUUCCUGGUUCCCAUGCUGCAGGACUUCCCCCAGGACUGCUGGGUGUCCAAAAACAAAAUGGUGAACGACACAUGGGGACAGCAGUACUCCUACGCCCUGUUCAAAGCCAUGAGCCACAUGCUGUGUAUCGGGUACGGCAUGUACCCUCCUGUGGGCAUGACGGACGUGUGGCUCACCAUCCUCAGCAUGAUCGUGGGCGCCACCUGCUAUGCCAUGUUCGUGGGUCACGCCACCGCACUCAUCCAGUCUCUGGACUCCUCCCGUCGGCAGUAUCAGGAGAAGUACAAACAGGUGGAGCAGUACAUGUCCUUCCACAAGCUGCCGGCUGAUAUGAGGCAGAGGAUCCAUGACUACUACGAGCAUCGCUACCAAGGCAAGAUGUUUGACGAGGAGAGCAUCCUGGGAGAACUCAACGAGCCACUCAGAGAGGAAAUCAUUAACUUUAACUGUCGAAAGCUGGUGGCUUCCAUGCCACUGUUUGCCAACGCGGACCCCAAUUUUGUGACCUCUAUGCUGACCAAGCUGCGCUUCGAGGUGUUCCAGCCCGGAGACUACAUCAUCAGAGAGGGCACCAUCGGCAAGAAGAUGUACUUCAUUCAACACGGAGUGGUCAGCGUUCUCACUAAGGGAAACAAGGAAACCAAGCUCUCAGACGGAUCCUACUUCGGGGAGAUCUGUCUGUUGACGCGGGGUAGAAGAACAGCCAGCGUCAGAGCAGACACCUACUGCCGUCUGUACUCUCUGUCUGUGGACAACUUCAACGAGGUCCUGGAAGAGUACCCCAUGAUGAGACGGGCCUUCGAGACCGUGGCUCUGGACCGGCUGGACCGCAUAGGGAAGAAGAACUCCCUCCUGCAGCACAAGGUGCAGCAUGACCUGAGCUCCGGCGUUCUCAACUACCAGGAGAACGAGAUCAUCCAGCAGAUUGUGCAGCAUGACAGAGACAUGGCCACCUGCGCCCACCUCCUCCAGAACAUUCCUCGACCUCAGCCCCCAUCUCCGGGGCACACCCCCGUCAUCUGGGCUCCCCUCAUCCAGGCACCCCUGCAGGCUGCUGCCGCCACCACCUCUGUGGCCAUCGCUUUGACGCACCACCCCCACCUCCCACACCUCCCCUCCGCGCUCUUCCGCCCGCCGGUCACAGUCCUGGGCUCCAGGAACCUCCAGGACCCUCCCCCCGGCCGGCUGAAGAAGUUCCACACGUCGGCUCCCACCUCCUUCAUGGGGCCUGACUCCCCCUCCAGCACCCCGUCUAAACUGCACUGCUCUGGGAUGGACACAGCCCUGCUGGCCUCCUUCCGGGCCCACCACACGACUCAGGGGUCAGGGGCAGCCAGCUCCAGUCAGCAGGCGUCCAGCAGCAGUGGAACCCAGCCUGGGCCUACCGGGGCCUCCGCCUUUCCCUUUGGGCCUUUCUCCUCCUCCGGGGGCUCUCCCUCCCACAGCACGGCACAGAGCACGGCCCAGCUCCACUCACAGCCUCAGACGCAGCAGCCAUUCCGCUGCACCACCCCGCCUCUCGCUGCCCUCUUCCAGCAGGGAGCCAUGGGGGGAGCAGGGAUGGGUGGAGCAACAGGGGGAGCUACUGGGGGGGCUACAGGUUGGUCUUCAGGAGGCGCUACCGGAGGUGAAAUAGGAGGGGCUGAUGAGGGGGCCACGGGUGGGACAAUAAGAAGUGCCACUGGUUGGGGUAGACGUGGAUCUAUAGAAGGAUAUACUACUGGAGGGCAUAUAGGAAGAGCCACUGGGGGGUACUCAGGAGGGGUUAGUGGUGGGCACAUUAGAGGAACUAGUGGAGGCCAUAUAGGAGCUACUGGUGGAGCAAUGGGAGGGGCAGCUGGAGGGCAUAUAGGAGGGGCAAUGGGAGGGGCUAUAGGUGGAAUGACAAUUGGAGUUCUGGGUACCUCUAGUUCUGGUUGUAGUAUCAGCCCCCAGUCCACUGGUUCAUCCGGCAACAUUCAGCCCUGUCAACUGCUCCACAGCCAGCUGCCCCUAAAGCCUCCACAGGUGGGCUCCCUGCAGCAGUUUGCAGGCGGGGGCAGGACUCCGAGUGGGUUCUACCACUCCCCCCCUCCAGGCUCCCCAUCCUCCUCCUCCACCCAGCAGGCCCCAGAGGGCUCCCUGUCUCCCCUGGCCCAGUUCAGCCUUCCAGGCUUACAGUCUGGACUUCAGUCUGGCCUCCAGUCUGGCCUGGUCCCUCAGCUGUCCCUGGAGAGGUCUGCCCUGGCCUCGUUGGCCCAGUAUGGCUCAGCUAACGGCUCGCCCUGCUACACCCCUCUGGGGCCUAGCCCCACGGUCCAAAGCCCAGUCACAGGAAGGACUUUCCACUACAGUGACUCGUCCAGUGCCACAGGGUCCCACAGCUCUCUGCUCAUGGCCCAGACCUCCCUCCCCAGCCAGCAGCACGCAGCCGGCAGUGAGUCUCUGCUGGGGCUGGGCAGCUUCUCUGAGGAUAUGAAACUAUUGUCCUGUUCUAACCCCUCCCUGCCCCAGGAUGUGGCCCAGGCCAUGGGAUACUCCUCACUCCCACGUUCCUCACCCUCUCGCAGCUCACCCCCACGCUCCUCACCCCCACGCUCCUCCAUGGAGCCAGGAUACUGCCUCUCCUCGCCCUACUCCUCCCCCAUCCUAGUGCCCAAACCCUGUAGCUCGGUGUCAGGACACAUGGCUCCUCCUGUCCCUGCCCAGAUGUCUCCAGGACACCUGCAGCACCAGACUCAGUCCCCCGUGGCCUCCCCGGCCCUGCCGCCACGGAAAGGCUCGGCAGCCCACUCUGAACUAGAACCUGUCCACUCCAAACUAACCUCCAAUUUGUGAGGUUUGAUCACACCCUCCUGUGCACCCUCCCUGGACUAGUACACAAACAAUCUUCCUGUAUGAUGUCAUUCUCUUUUAGGCUUCACUGUGUUCUAAUCGUUAUCAUUUCCACCAUCUUAAUAUUACUGUGAUUUAAAAGAUGACACUUAACCAGGUAACGUCGAGCUCCCUAGUCUACUGCUCUUUCUUUGUUUUUGUUUUGUCCUCGUCCCUUUUUUAUUCAUAUGUAUAUGCAUAGAAAUAUAUUUAAAAGAUAUGCUAACCAUACGACAGGAGGGUGUGAACAGAAAAUGAUAUCUAUUUAAGAGAUGGUCAUUUCUUUCUUUCUAACUAUGCCAAAUUCAUAUGAUGGGGUUUGGUUUGAUGGUUAGAUGGACAACACAAUAGUACUUUUUUGCAGGAACCUAUGCACUAAUACCUGCAUGUAUAGAUGCUUUUUUGUGUGUUUUAAAAGAACAGAAUCAACCUUUUCAGCGGAAAUACAUGCUUCAAUAAGAGCAGACUGACUUAUUUUUUCAUCCCAUACAGGAUCACAUAUUGUUGAUCCUUAAUCAUCUAUUAUCAAUUAGAUUACUUAUUUAUCCACUGUAUAGACUUUACGAAACCUUCCGAGGCGGAAAAGAGAUUUUAGGAAACCAAAAAGAAUUUGCCUCCCCUUUGGCCUGUGUGUCGUUGUAUUGUCGUGAGGGGCGUUGAGUGGGCUACAGGCCCUCCAUCCCUGUAGUGAGACAGGCAUCAAGUAUGAUGUGUUAGUGAUAGGCUUCCUGCAGUGUCCUCAACCCUGUCCUAACAAAUUCACUUUGUCUUCCAAGCUCAUCAUGCCGCAAAUGUUUUGGAUGGACAAGGACAAGUUGAGCCCUGCAAUCUGUGUGCUAGUGGACACAGUGUGUGCAUUUAUGUGUGUGUGAUAGUGACUGAGUGUGAGUGUGUGUUUGAGUGUGUGUCUGUGUGUUUAAGAGAGAAAGAGAGGGAGAGUAGUCUAAUGCAAGAGAAGAUCUUGCCGGACUAACCAAAGAGGGUUUUGCCUUUUCACAAAACUAGGACUACCAUCCCAGCUUGUGUGUGGAGUUGUGUACCUCCAGGACCCUUCAAUCUCUCAAUGCUAGAAAACACUACACUCACUAGUGCUCCAAGAGCCGUCAAUCACACAUACUUCACAGUCAGAUAAUGUAGCGAACACACAGGAAAUAGACAAUUUGGACAUAAGCAAUUACGUUUGUUAUUGUAAUGAUAUCAGAUACCUGUUGAAGUGCUGCUUGAUAGAAAAGAUCUUACCACUCCACAUUACUACCCACAGCUGCUAUAAGGUCAACAGACAUUCUCCCACAUUGAAUGCCAGUGUUGAGUUGAACAUGUUGAAUGUAUGUGCAUUUCAUUUCUUUUUAUUUAGAAUAAAUAUGGGUUAUGCGGUUUUACAUCAAGGAGGUACAGACAGAAAGACGGGUCAUGACGGAAUAUAAAUGGUAGUUGGGGACAAUUUCAUGACCUGUAUGUUGAGGUUGAGGUUAAUCCCAGCGGACAAGAAUGGUUGAAAUUAUGUCAUUCCAGCCAGAUAGCAUGACUUCAUUUCAGCAACAUAACAUGAUAUAAUUUCAACCAACCAGCUGUAUGCCUGGCUGUGUGUUCUGUAUAGAUAGGUAGCAGUAAUCACCUCUGCUUCUCUCCACAGCCCAUCCCUCUCCUGCUCUCCUGCCCAUCAUAAGGAGCAGCAUGUUACCCUGGGAUCAGACAGCUGGGUCCAUCUCUAUGUCAGUCACACCACUCAGCCACAACACUCUUUUUUAACAACACAGCACCUGACCUCUGACCCAUGUAGGCCAGCAUGGGCUAGUUGACAGAAGUGCACAGUGACCACACUCUAGUCCCUCAUUACUACCUCCCUCAGCAGGCCUGUAACAAGGGCUAACCACACACACGCGCACACACACACACACACACACACACACACACACACACACACACACAUACACACACACACACACACACACACAUACACACGUGCGUGCGCGCACACACACACACACACACACAGGAACGUACACACAUGGACAUGCACACACUCAUGCACAUGCGUAGACACACACACAGGCCAUGGCAGUCUCCCAGUGCAAAUUGCAGUGUUGAAUUUAAUUAAUUUGAACAGGACAGUAAGAUUUCUAUCGAUUAAAAGGGCUUUUAAAAUGAGUUCUGUUCUCCUAUUGGAGUGAAUGCAGAUCUAAAGUAUCGGUUUUAAAUCGUCUCUCUUUCUCUCUCCCUCUGUUUGUUGUUGUUGUUUUACACCUGUUCUUCGUCUGCAGCGAGGCGCUAUCUAUCUAGACAUCUCUGAAAUAUUUAUUCACUGUCGGUGUCUGUCUGACAUGUGGCACCUGACUCCCUGACAGGCCGGCUGACGGUGGGAAACCCACAGACAUCACCUCAGACAGACAGACAGGGAGGGAGGGAGGGGGAGGCAUUUAUUCUCUGAGAUAGAACGCUCAGCAGCAUGAUUGGCAGUACACAGGGAGGGAACAGGGAAGUGAUCAGCUCCAGUGGAGGAAUAUUAAUGUCUGUAGCGUGUACAGUGCAAUCGUUAAAGACUGUGACUGCUGGAGCUGUUAAAACACGAAGCCAAUAGACUACCGUGGCUGUUUCACAUCUGAACAAAAAACAACAAGAACCUCAACCUGUUUGUUUCUUUUCCACAAUAUGACCUCAUUAAGUCCAAGAGUUGGGAAAUGUGACUACUUUGGAUCGGGGUUGAGGGAGCUAGUGGUUGAGACAGAGGAGUAAAUGUGAGGAGACACUGAUAGAUUGAAGGAAUGACGUGGUUGGACAGACGGUCAGGGCGCUGACAGGUAGACAGCCAGCCCAUGGGGUGCGCAGGCUGACGAGCUGCUUGUUUUCUGGGGGACGUUGAAGGCACGUCACCCCUGCCUUAUGAUUGUUCCUGAGCGCCCGUGUAGGUUCGUGGGAGGGAGGAGGAUAUUGAUUUGUGGGUAUUUGAGGCAGCUUUGGGGUGUUGCUGAGGUAACGGUGUGUGUGCCUGUGCGUUUGUACAUGUGUGUCUGUAGGAGAGAUCGCAACCCAGCGUUCUCAACCCAGUGCCAGGGUCGAUGUGUGGGAGUGGUCGGUGUCUGAAGAUGGGUGGGCAGGGGAGGCACAGGUCAUGGCUUAAAGAGAGAUAGGCACAAGACAGUGAUCGAUUAGCUGGGUCUGGACCUGACCUGAAAGACCUGGGCCAUUAUCACACAUAAGGAGGUGCAUAGUGUGUCAAUCAUUCCAGUCUGCCGCUGUCAUUCAGGGAGCUGUCAGUGUCCCGUCUGAAUGUACAUGACUCUGUAUCUCACCUAGGCCACACCUACCUAACACUGAACUGUCUGGUCUUCCUUUGAUGCUAUUUGUUCUUCAAGGGGAUUGUGUUAUUUUUGGCCAUGUUUACACUUGACACUUACAUGCAACUUCUGCUAUCAGGAUAGGAAGAUCGCAUUGAAAAGACGGCCACUUCAGGAGGUGGUCAGGGUUGUAUUGUGUGCAGAUUUCUCCUCAGUCUGGACACAAUCAGGCUACCGAAAGUGCAUACAGUGGGCGACGUCAUCAGCACUCUGCCAACAAGUCUCCAGAAAACGUGUGUUUUGGGUGCGAGAGGCACCUUUUCAUAAUAAUGUUGGAGGAAAUGCAUACCUAGCAUGGGAGGAAUGUAUUUACUGGCUUCAUAAAUGCUAGCCAGCUAGCUAAUAUAAAAAACACAAUGUUUUGUUUGGCUAGAGUUAUGCUAACCUGUUUGCAGUCACUUUAGCUUUGCUAGCUAGCUUGCUGGCUAGUUACAGAGGUUAGUUGGCUAGCUACAGUAGUUGGCUACUGCCAUCAAGUUGUUUUGUUAAUAUGAGAUUUAGCCUGUUCCAACAUUUGCAGAAUGUAUACUGCAUUUGAAUAUAGGGAAAAGGGAAUCCGGACACAAUGUGGACACGGUAGACACAUUUAAAUGUAGGUGUAGACGCAUGAGGUGUUCGGAAUUGAUCAGAACUCCAUGAUCAGAAUACAAAAGCUGCAUGAACUGUCAAGUCUAGACAUGGCCUUUGAUUAAUUGCUGCUGAUCUAUUUGUACCUUUCUAUAGAUUGUCUUUAAGGAUGUCUGCGGGGAACAGAGGCAAACAGGCAUAGCAACUUUAUGUCCUUGGAGAUUUCAGAGCUCAUCCAUAAAGACCAUCUAUAUUAGAAUAUAAAUAGACUUAAUUCUACAAAACAGUGAACCGUGUUUGAAUUCUACAUAUCAGAGACUGACUCAAUAUACAGUAGAGCUAUUUCCAUUCCAUUUCCCUUUUACCAUCCAUCCAACAUGGGAAGGUUGAUGUGUUGUGGAAUGCCAGAGAAAGCAUAUGAAGGACAUGUCAAGGACAGUGAGAGCAUGGCAACUAAAGAGAGCAUGGCAACUAAAGACUACUCAAUCCAAAUACAAACAGCCCCUCCAUUCUGAAUUCAUUUCAGGAUAGGCAGACAUAACCCUUGGAUGUUGUCUUUCUGUAAUUCAGUAAAAACAGACCAAACAGGUUUACUGUAGAAUGGCAGGGUGGGAGUUGGUUCUCUUUCCUUCCUUCUGCCUGCAGAUGUAUGUCAUUGUGUUCACCUCUGUCCAGAUCACUCCAGGGCCUUAGUGUGUUAGCAUGCUCUGGUCCUAGCAAUAGUCAGGGCUGGAGAGCUGGAGGGAGUGGAGGGAAUGGGAUUCUGUGCUGCUGUUGUAGUGCUUCAUCCUGGACUCUGUCUGUACGGGAGACUUGGAGAAGCUUCUCCUAGCAUACCCAGCAGCAUUUCACAUUCAGGGCGGUCUCUGUAACACAACACAUUUUGAUUCCAUUUGGGCCACUCCCAAUUUCCGAACCUAAUCUUUGCCUCCCCACUUCCCAUUGUGCUGUAUUACUGGGCCGUGAAUGUGGGUGGGGGAAUCCAGUGGUGCACACUAAAAGGAAAUCAGCUGCAGUGAUUGAGGAUUAGAUGUAACAGCAGCAGAAUUGAACCUGCUAUUUUGGAGGCUGGGGG